Messenger RNA from Lineus longissimus, 593 nucleotides. RefSeq names its product ragulator complex protein LAMTOR5-like. Bases 73 to 345 code for a protein of 90 amino acids. NCBI's taxonomy places the organism in Eukaryota, Metazoa, Nemertea, Pilidiophora, Heteronemertea, Lineidae. The transcript has 4 exons. Gene Ontology annotation, molecular function: guanyl-nucleotide exchange factor activity. Gene Ontology annotation, biological process: cellular response to amino acid stimulus; positive regulation of TORC1 signaling. Gene Ontology annotation, cellular component: lysosome; Ragulator complex; cytoplasm. The record is from RefSeq and is a predicted model, not a curated record.
AAGAGUUGGUAUCAACUUCCGGUGUAUUUCCUGCAACUUUUUUCAUGAGUUUUCUCUUCUAAUUUACCCAAAAUGGAGCAUUCUGUAAAUCGAAUUGUUGAUGAAACAAUGAGCAACCCAGGGGUGGCUGGUGUGAUGUGCGUAGAUGAAAAAGGAUUGUGCCUUUCAUCUAAAGGCAAGCUAAACAGUCGUGUUGCUGGUCUCAUAUCUGGAAUCACUCAACAGGCAUCGAAACUUCACUCGGACAUUGAUAGGAUGCCUGUCGUUGCUUUAGAAUCAGAUUCUGGGAGCAUAUUGAUCAAGUUCAAGGAUCGUGUCACAGUCGCCGUACAUAAGAACUUAUAGCCACCUCUCCAAGGACAUUCGUCUAAAUAGGAGUUGUGAACAAAGUGUUACACUGAAUGAUUUACAAUCUGGUAACUGAUAACUAAGAAGAGACAAUGGGAUGUUGAUCAGAUCAAGACCUGGCCCGCUGGUGUUGGACCGAUCACUGGGAGAAUUGGAUAACUUCCAAGUGGGAAACAAAUGUGCAGUCUGUUUGUAAUCCUUGUAAAUUGUGCUAUAAUAUAAUCAAGCUAUUUUGUUACUGAAAA